Messenger RNA from Diplodia corticola, 1104 nucleotides. Its product is annotated as family taurine catabolism dioxygenase. Gene Ontology annotation, molecular function: 2-oxoglutarate-dependent dioxygenase activity. The transcript has 2 exons. NCBI's taxonomy places the organism in Eukaryota, Fungi, Ascomycota, Dothideomycetes, Botryosphaeriales, Botryosphaeriaceae. The record is from RefSeq and is a predicted model, not a curated record. The coding region runs from base 1 to 1104 and encodes 367 amino acids. Gene Ontology annotation, cellular component: cytoplasm.
AUGGCUCCUGCAGCAGUUGAGCAUGAGGUUGUCGUGCUCCCCUCCAAGGCUGACACCCAGCACCGGGAGUAUCUGAAGCCUUCGGGUGCCUUGGACCAGUUCGAGUCCUUCGAGGUUACUCCCAUCAUCGGCACUGAGUUUAAGAACGUGAACCUGGUCGACUGGAUCAACGCACCCAACGCCGAUGAGCUCAUCAAGGAACUGGCCGUGACUAUCUCCCGCCGCGGCGUCGUCUUCUUCCGCGCCCAGGACGACCUCACCAACGACCUGCAGAAGAAGCUGAUCCACCGUCUGGGAGAGCUUACGGGCAAGCCCGCCGACUCAACCCUUCACAUCCACCCUGUUCUUAACGACAGCCGCGAGCUUGGCGGAAGCGAUCCGGAGAUCAGCACCAUCUCCUCGGAGCAACGCCGCAAGUACUACGACCCCGUCAAGUCGGCAGCGCUCUCAGGCAAAACCCAAGAAUCCGCACAAUGGCACUCGGACAUCCAGUUCGAGCCCGUGCCCGCCGACUACACCUCACUGCGGCUGACCGAACUGCCCCGCACCGGCGGCGACACUCUCUGGGCCUCGGGCUAUGACCUCUAUGACCGUCUCUCACCGCCCUACCAAAAGUUCGUCGAGACUCUCUCUGCCAACUUCGAAGCCCCCUUUUUCAACGACGUCGCCUCGAACGGCGGCUUUUCCGUCUACGAGAAGCCGCGCGGCUCGCCCGCCAACACGGGCUCCGUCCUGCGCGCCACCCACCCCGUCGUGCGCACCAACCCCGUCACCGGCUGGAAGAGCAUCUUCCCCGUCGGCGUCUUCCCCAAGACCAUCAACGGCCUCACCAAGCAGGAGGGCGACCACCUGCUUAACUGGUUCCUCGACCUGCUGUACAAGAACCACGAGCUGCAGGUGCGCUUCCGCUGGCAGAACAAGAAUGACAUCGCCAUCUGGGACAACCGCAGCGUCUUCCACUCCGCCACUUUCGACUACGACCACAUCGGCCCCCGCUUUGGCAACAGGGCCGUCGGAAUCGGCGAGCGCCCCUUCUUCGAUCCCAAGAGCUCCUCUAGGCGGGAGGCGUUGGCGAGGGAGGCCGAGGGUGCUGUCAGCGCCUAG